CGAAAAUCGAGCACCCGGACUGCUUCUUCAAUUUAAUAUCGAAGACAACUGUCGACUGUAACACAUGCCCAGCUCGAGCUGAGGAUCAAUGGCACGUACAAACACCCGCGGUCGCAUUUUGUCUCACGCUGAGACUCGUGUUUUCGACAGCGAAUGCAACCACUGAUUUGAGUGUUAGUUCUGUUCGGUCUUCCCCAACUUCUGGGGCCUUGGGUGGCACUGCGCAGGGCGCCGAAUUCAAUACGAACGCGUUCGAAUCCACUCCGCUGCGGUCAUAUGAAAAUGACAAGGCACUGAAGGCCGAUUACCAAGUAGACCGAUCAAGGGCGCACACUGAUUCCCAUCGUCUCUUGUAAGUGUCCGCCGUGUCUAACGCGGAUGACUCGAAGAGAUCGAGGUACAAGGCGGCAAUGCUUACGCGGCGCGUUCAGCUGCAACUCGGGCCAAGCUAAAUCAAAGGACGCGGCUGUCAGAAAAGCCGUGCCCGUUUAAUCCAGCGGCGCCGGCAAGGCCUUGUGUGGCCUUGAGGAACGGACCUGGCGAUGGGUCCAGUACUCAGCUUGGAGGUGGCGGCAGUGCCUGUGGAUCAACCUGUAGCAAGUCAGGCGAGCGUGCCUAGUGGUGGAUCUCACUCAGCCUUGCAACAUAGCAUACACGCUCAUUACAUUGCUCAUUCCCCGAUUACACUCCUCAUAAUACCGUCUUUUGUCUCUAUACUACAUAAAACAUCUUUGUGCCCGCAGACCAAGUACCAUCCGACUUCGAUCCAUCGGGCUCAUCCGGGCUUCUCUCUUUUCCUUGCGUCAUCGAUCGAACCUAUCUUGUAUCCAUCUUCAUCUCCCGACCAUGAAGUACGUUCGUCUCGGAAACAGCGGAUUGAAAGUCUCUCGUAUCAUCCUCGGGUGUAUGAGUUAUGGGUCGCGUGGAUGGCAAACCUGGGUACUCGAGGAGGAAGAGUCGCUCAAGCAUAUCAAGGCUGCAUACGAUGCAGGAAUUAACACAUUCGACACAGCCAACACCUACAGCAACGGUGUUUCUGAGAUUAUCCUGGGUAAAGCCAUCAAGGAGUUUAACCUCCCGCGGGAUGAGAUCGUCAUUAUGACUAAGGUGUUCUUUCCCACCGGCCACACCGCCGACACACCCGCUUACAUGAUGGACCCGGAUGCAAACGGCUACGUGAACCAACACGGUCUCAGUCGCAAGCAUAUCUUUGAUUCUGUCAAGAGAAGUCUGGAACGUCUCCAGCUUGACUAUAUCGACGUUCUGCAAUGCCACCGCUUUGAUGAAAACACCCCGAUUGAAGAAACGAUGCAAGCCCUGCAUGACGUCGUCCAAGCGGGAUACGUCCGGUACAUCGGGAUGUCGUCGUGCUGGGCCUGGCAGUUCCACGCGAUGCAAAAUUACGCCAUCCAGAACAAGCUGACCCCGUUCAUCUCGAUGCAAGAUCAUUACAGCAUGCUCUACCGCGAGGAAGAGCGUGAGAUGUUCCCCACUCUGAAGCAUUUCAAAGUCGGAUGCAUUCCGUGGUCACCCCUGGCUCGAGGACUCUUGACUCGCCCGCUCUCAGAACAAAGCAAGCGCGGUUCGGUUGAUCGGACGAUUCCGGCUUUCCAUAGUGAGGCCACGACCAACAUCAUCAACCGAGUCGAGGAACUUGCCAAGAAGAAAGGUAAGACCAUGGCCCAGAUUGCGCUCGCUUGGGUUUUGGCUAAAGAUAUGGUGACCGCUCCGAUCGUUGGAACAACUUCGUUGGAUAACCUCCACGAACUCCUUGCUGCCACCGAGAUCGAAUUGAACGAGGAGGAAGUCAAACAUCUCGACGAGCCCUACCAGCCGGGAAAGGUUAUUGGUCAUUCGUAAACACUUGAUGUAAAAAUUCAAUGAAUAAUUGUACGGUUGAAUCUCGUUAUCGAUCACCCAACCAAAACCAUCACGUGUUGUGCGCUAUGGUUUAAUUUGUAGCCUUAGGGCCACACUGCUUUGCAUCGGACCGCGUUUCUCGAAGGAACACACGACCGUGUUCCUGUCCUGGCCGACGCUUAGUGGCCGACUCUUCGACAAUCCGCAUUAUGGAUACAACUAAGACAACAGACAAAGGCGGGGGCCGAGCACGAGAACAUCGCGAAAUGUCAAUUUGCAAAUUUCGGCGCUCCAGGGAUAAUCAGGUAGCCCAUGCGUGGCAGACCCUUACACAAGCGUGCCUGGUUGUACAGUCGGCCCUGCAGCAUCGCAUGCACGCUUAUGACAUCGCUCAUUCCCAACUACAUAUACUUACUCUUUGUAACACCGCUUUUUGUCGCUGUACUAUACACACAUUCUUUGUGCUCGCAAACCCAGUAUGUACCAUUCGACUUGAACCCAUCGGGUUCAGCCGGGCUUCUCUCUCUUCCCUGCAUCAUUGAUUGAAUCCAUCUGGUAUCCAUCUUCAUCUCCCGCCAACCAUGAAGUACGUUCGUCUCGGAAACAGCGGAUUGAAAGUCUCUCGUAUCAUUCUCGGAUGCAUGAGUUAUGGGUCGCGUGGAUGGCAAACCUGGGUGCUCGAGGAGGAAGAGUCGUUCAAGCAUAUCAAGGCGGCAUACGAUGCAGGAAUCAACACAUUCGAUACAGCCAACACCUACAGCAACGGUGUCUCCGAGAUCAUCUUGGGCAAAGCUAUCAAGCAGUUUAAUCUCCCGCGGGACGAGAUCGUCAUUAUGACUAAGGUGUUUUUCACCACCGGCCACACCGCCGACACGCCCGCUUUCGUGGCGGAUCCGGAUGCGAGCGGUUACGUGAACCAACACGGUCUCAGUCGCAAGCACAUCUUCGAUUCUGUCAAGAGAAGUCUCGAACGCCUCCAGCUUGACUAUAUCGACGUUCUGCAAUGCCACCGCUUCGAUGACAACACCCCGAUUGAAGAAACGAUGCAAGCCCUGCAUGACGUCGUCCAAGCGGGAUACGUCCGGUACAUCGGGAUGUCGUCGUGCUGGGCCUGGCAGUUCCACGCGAUGCAAAAUUACGCCAUCCAGAACAAGCUGACCCCGUUCAUCUCGAUGCAAGAUCAUUACAGCAUGCUCUACCGCGAGGAAGAGCGUGAGAUGUUCCCCACCUUGAAGCACUUCAAAGUUGGCUGCAUUCCGUGGUCACCCCUGGCUCGAGGACUCUUGACGCGCCCGCUCUCAGAACAAAGCAAGCGCGGUUCGGUUGAUCGGAUGAUCAAGUCUUUCCAUAGCGAGGCCACGACCAACAUCAUCAACCGAGUCGAGGAACUUGCCAAGAAGAAGGGCAAGACCAUGGCCCAGAUUGCGCUCGCUUGGGUUUUGGCUAAAGAUGUGGUGACUGCCCCGAUCGUCGGAUCGACUUCAUUGGACAAUCUUCACGAACUUUUCGCUGCCACCGAGAUCGAAUUGAGCGAGGAGGAAGUCAAACAUCUGGACGAGCUCUACCAGCCGGGAAAGAUCAUCGGCCACUCGUGAAAACUACCCAGAUUCAAUGUAUAUGUACAACAAAUGAAACAAUGUGGAUCACAGAACUGUUCUA
Mycena citricolor is the source of this 3519-nucleotide messenger RNA. Lineage: Eukaryota; Fungi; Basidiomycota; Agaricomycetes; Agaricales; Mycenaceae. The record is from the annotation of a GenBank genome assembly.